GCGUAGCCCAGGCCGGGAUCCAGAUUCCAGAGCUGUAGCUCGGGGAUCGGUCAGAUAAUCGUCGAUCGUUGCUGCUGCAGACUGUCCCUGAGCCAGAAAAACUAUCAUAAAUAACGGCUGAAGGCGCGAGAUCUUGUCAGAACAUUUGCAGAAGAAACACUGUGUUAUGACAGAACAGCUCCGCGCAGUCAGUCUACUGCUAGUGGCUCUUCUCCCUGUCUUCUGUAGAGGAGACCUGUCAGCCGCUGUUCAGGUGGGCAGAGAGGGAGUCAGUGGAUCCGUCAACUUUACCCAGGAACAUGAGGGGUCAGGGGUCACAGUCUCUCUACAGCUAGAUGGAAUUGGUUCAGAAAUUGUUCAGUUGGCAAUCCACUCCCUCCCCUUCCCCCCUUCUUCCCCAAACCCCUGCCAAUUAGUGGGACCUGUCUUCAGAGAUGUAGGUACUGCCAACACACAGGGUUCAAUGAACUGCACCAACAUCUCGCUCUAUGGCAGGGAAAGUAUUGUGGGAAGGUCCCUAAUGAUUACAGCAAUCAACAACUCCCUCUCUAUCUAUAUAUGUGCUAACAUUCGUCCUCCCACCAACUCCAUGGUAUUAUGGGCUCCGUUCAGAUCAAACAACGUAACCAAUGGCAAUGUGUUCCUAUGGAAACAAACUGUUUAUGUGUCCUUGGUAACAGAAACAUCCUCGUCAGAGCUACCAUGGGCGAUACUGUCGCCAACGAGUGAAUGUGCCAUUGCCCCUGGUAAUAUCUACAAUCCUGAUGGAGUAAGCGGGGAGUGUAGUAGUGACAAUGUGUCUGGAUGUAUGGAGGGAGAUUUGGGAGGAAAAAAUGGAUGUCUGUCGGUGGAGAAUGGAUCAGUGAGGGCUGUUGUCAAUGAUCCCGGACUGGACAUCAGUGGUGUGGAGGGCCUAAUAUUGGCAGUGGGGACCCAGUGUGCCACCAUACAAACGUUCCCUUCUCUAAGAGUGGUGGGUGUGGCUGGGGAAGGAGGCGUGGUCUUGACUCAGUCUUCGCCACUGGACGCAACUGAAGUCAAUCUGACCGGAUCCAACGGUCUCACCCUUGAAAUCAAUACCCUGCCCCCCAGAACAGAAUGCUCAUCAACAGAGGGAAUAUUUGAUCCCCGGGGGGCUGGCUCCCCCUCACAGGGGUCAACUCUUGACUUUUAUCCAUUUGGAAACCUGACGGGAAAGGCUGGGGGCAGAGUGGUGUACUCUGACCCCUUUCUCCCUCUGACUGGGGAUGAUAGUGUAGUUGGUCGUUCACUCGUCGUCAAGAGAACAGAUGGUUCUAUUAGUGGGUGUGGCAUUCUCCAAUAUGAUGAUUACAUCAUUGAGAUAAGAGCUGAUCUGGCGAUAGAAGGUUUUUCAGGAAUUGUGGUGUUCAGCCAGCGAGCCAGUGACCCAUUCUCACAGACAAUCAUCACCGUGGAAACCAACAUCUCUGCUGACAUUGAGGUUUUUACUCCAACUCCAAUGAGGACUUCUCUUGAAGCCACACCCACAACCACAUUCCUCAUUGCUACAACGAAUGUACUCUCCACCCCCUCACCAACCCCUUCUUCACUUUCUCCGUCUCUCCUUUUGCCAUACGAGACGUCGUCAGUGGUCCUGGCCACCUCACCAUUCCCUCUUCUCUCGUCUUCUCCAUUCCCUCUUCUCUCGUCUUCACCAGUCCUUUUUCUCAUGCCAGACACCUUUACUCCCGUCUCCACUGUGGCUCCAGGCCAGCAGAGGAGGAGGAGGAGAGAGACUGGUGAGUACAACUGGAGCCUCAGGCAACGGAGUGGUGGUGUGUCUGGAGAGCCUGAGGACUGUGCACAGCUGCCCAUCAUUGGCAGCUCCAGUGAAGGUUGUUCCAGAUCAUCCCCGCUGUCCUGUGCCUCAGGAGAUCUGUCCACCAAACAUGGCCCUCUGUCUCCUGGUCCAAUGCCAGCCAUAUUCCACGACCCGUUCCUCCCUCUCUCCGGCCCUCAAUCUGUUGGUUCUGCUGUUCUUUUCUUGGAGCCAGCAAAUGGAGUCGGAGAGUCUGCCUGUGUACUAGUUACCAUGGUUACCAGUGCCACGCCCACUCCUACACCUAUGUUGUCGAGUGUUGAACUUCGUACUUCCAGUCAGUCCAGGUCCUCAGUCGCUACCUCUACUCUUCCGUCCAGUUCAGUUGUUGCUACUACCAUUCCUCCAACCCGCCAGCAGACUGGUGAUGAUGUCGAUAUCGUACUGAUUGGAGCCAUAGUUGGGGGCGUGGUCGCAGCAGCCCUGGUUCUGACGGUCCUGGUCCUGUGCCUGUGUUUGUGUAUCCGCAGACUGCGCAGUGGUCGGGUCGACCUCAAUAAACAGGACAAGAAGAACGGAAGAGAUGUGGAGUUGGGACAUUACCAGCAGAAACCCCAGAUUGGAUCUGACCACUACAGAGCCGUCUCCUCUUACCACCCCCAGACCUCUGACUCAGGUGACCUGGCCCUGGAGGAAGGGGAGUGGGUGACUCUACUGGAGGCCCCUCCAGGAGGCCAGUGGUGGAGGGGGCAGACGGCAGCUGGCGAGGGCUGGUUCCCCAAGUCACAUGUACAGUUAGUUGACAGAGAGGCUGAGCACAGAAAAGCUGAGGAAGAGAACUUCAAACUGGCGGCCGCGGCCAUCAGAGCAGCUAGCAACUCUUUUAACGAGAAGCAUCUCUCACUGACGACCAAGAACAAGGCCACGCCCACUAGUAGUCGGAGGACCAGGGCAGCCACAACGUUCAGCAAGGCAGAGAUCAACAGUACUCCAGUCCUGACGGCCAAAUUCAGUACCAGUGUCCUGGACUCAGUGGUGAUUGAAAACCAGCGACACCUCUCUGCCAGCACGGCCAGUGGUGGCAGUCGACCCCACACACCGACGCAGUCUCCCAGAGAGUGAGCCCCUGGCUAAUCUGACCAAUCACAUCUCUGCCGAGAACAGUCAGGGCAGCUCAGGGAGCAGUGAAUUGGCCAACAUGAACCUGGAGUCCUAUCUGGUGAGGUAUAACUACGGAGGAGGGACAGACAUAGAACUGCCUCUGAGGAAAGGGGAUGUUGUGAGUGUGUUGGAGAAGAGGGAGGGGGGAUGGUGGCAGGGGGUGUGUGGCGGGAGGGUUGGCUGGUUCCCUGCUUCCUACGUCAAGACAGCUCCAGCCAGAGAGGUGAAGGAAGAGGAGAAAGAGACGGGAGGUGAGGGAAAGAGGGAGGAGGAAGGAGAAGGGUUGCCAGGAAUGGAAGAAAGCCUACAAUCAGACACAGUAGAGGUUACAGAGUACAAAGCCAUCCACACAUUCAUCUCGGGGCAGGAGGGAGACCUCCAGUUCUCAGAGGGUGACACAGUGUUGGUCUAUUGGGUGCAGGAGAGUGGCUGGUGGUAUGGAUCAUGUGGUACCCACCACGGAUGGUUCCCUGGGACUUAUGUCGAGCUAAGUAUGUCGGAGGCUGGUAGUCCUCUGCCUCCAUCGACGGAGACUGAGUCGGUCACUGGCGAGGGAGGGGAGAUGGGGAAAGAGGAGGAGAAGGCAGUAGUCAGGGACUCUCCGUCCAGGAGAAGUUGGAGAAAUAAACUGUCGUUUAAGAGAAGCAAAUCUCAGGAAGGGACUGGAGAAGGUGGACUGGCACCUCUGCUACCUGCGCCAGAGGUCGAAUAUGAGAGGAAAAAGAGUCCCAGCAGACCUCGGAGGAAGGCCCCGCCCCCUCCAUCCAAUGUUUCAUCAAAACCUGGAGACAAGUCCCAGACCAUGCCCCCUACCACGAAAUCAACAAUUCCUUCAUCUAAAACCACACCCACUACUAAUGAGGCCACACCCACCACAAAACAGCAUGUUGCCAAGCAACACAAAGGACGCAAGACGUCAAGUGCACUUGGUCUGAACAAACCUCGUCGUCUCCCUCCUUCCCCGCCUACCUCGUUAGCCACACCCCAAACCCCGCCCACCAAGUCUGCUCAUACUCCAACCUUUGCUGAGGCAGCUCCUGCUGCUUUGGCCCCACCCUCUGGUGGAGCAACGCCAAUUGCCCCUCCCCGGAGGAAGAAGAAGAGGGUAAAGAGACCAGCAACGAGGCUGAUCCCCCCUCCCCCCACCAUGCCGCUCCCUCUUCCUCCCACUCGCCCCUCACAAACUCACCAAAGGCACCUCAGUCAUCUGCUGCACAGCCUGUCCAGCUAGCAGCAGUGCCACAAAGAGAAGCUGAAGGACCUAAGACUGUGACGAGAGAAUGUGUUGGAGGGAGCUGCAGGUUCAGGGAGUGGGACUAGUGAGGGUGGCCAACCAGGCUCCACAGAGGAAGUGGAGAAGGAGAAAGAAACCGUGUUGAUGUCUCCAGUCAAGACAAAGCCACCACCAAUCAAACCAAAGCCAGUGCAUCUGUCAAAGAGGGUGUCAAAUUCACUUUUGACUUCUGCUGUCUCCCAGCCUGCGGCGCAGGAUUCCCCCAAGCCUCCUCCUCCAGCUAGAACCAGCAGCUUGCACCAGCCCAUUCGUCCCCGACGGAGGGAGCCCAAAACAUCUGUAGCUGCUAUUCCAGACCCCACUACCCCCAUUGAGGAGGUGGACCACGACAUAAGAGAGAGUCCAGAGAACCAAGAGACUGCCGAGGCAGUCCGCAACCUUCGAUCUGCUCCUCCCAGUCAUCCUCCGCCUCCCAGACCACCCAGUGCUGGGGUGGAGGGCCCGAAACCUCGCUCACAACCUCCCUCUUUCCCUCCUCCAGAGAGACCUACCAGCGAUGCCGAGUCAGCAACAGCGGGGAGCCCGACUCGCUCCAACAGCCUGCGAGCAAGAGGCUCACAACUGAUGAGGUCACUGAGGAAGAUAGUGCAAAGGUCAGAGUCAAUGAAGGAGGAAGGAGUGGAGACAGAAACAAGUUCACCAACCAAAACUCCGAGGUCGAAGCAGGGAGAAGUGAUCCAGAACCUGGUUGCCGAGUCCCCAGACAUGGGAAGAAAGACAGAGAACGAGGGGCAGACAACGGAGAAGCAGCCAGUGAUAGGGUCUGGGCUACCGGCACGACCUCCUCUUCCUCGUCUGGUGAAGAAAACCUCAGAAGAUGGAGGAAAACAGACACCUGUGCGACCGCCACCUCCGAAACUCACCUCCAACAAGACCGAGGCCACACCUACUUCCCCUGUACAGACUACCCCCGUCAAGACCAAAGAAACACCCACUUCCCCCGUCAUCAAGACAAAGCAAAAUCGACCAGCUUCUCCAGACAACACUCAAAACCACACCCCCUCGCCACUUCCCGGGUCAGCGGGCCCGUCUCCAGUCCAUUCUGGUGGGUCAGGGUCGGGACCUGGAUCUCGCUCCGUGUCUCCCGAACCUCCCUCCAGUUUCUACCGAGCCAUGGCAGACUACACCGCCAAGAGUCCCAGUGAACUGACACUACAUGCUGGAGAUGUUCUCGUUGAACUAGACAGACCAACUCCCCACAUGUUCUACGGCAUGUUGGACGACGGGUCCACUGGCUUGUUCCCCACCUCAGUGGUUGAGCCCAUGUCUGCUCCUUCAUCCUCCCGCAGGAUUUAGAACCACACCCACGGUUUGUGUUUGCGUUAACAGUUUUCGUUUCAAUUUUUUAAAACAGUUUUCAGAGCUCAGAUCAGAUGAGUUGAUUUGCUAUAAUUAGAUGAUGUCACCAUUAUGUCACUCUUCAGAGAUUAUG
This is a messenger RNA of Geodia barretti, 5667 nucleotides long. Lineage: Eukaryota; Metazoa; Porifera; Demospongiae; Tetractinellida; Geodiidae. The record is from the annotation of a GenBank genome assembly.